Messenger RNA from Lutra lutra (Eurasian river otter), 948 nucleotides. Its product is annotated as olfactory receptor 5M11. The record is from RefSeq and is a predicted model, not a curated record. Lineage: Eukaryota; Metazoa; Chordata; Mammalia; Carnivora; Mustelidae. Gene Ontology annotation, cellular component: membrane. Gene Ontology annotation, biological process: G protein-coupled receptor signaling pathway; sensory perception of smell. The transcript has 2 exons. Gene Ontology annotation, molecular function: odorant binding; G protein-coupled receptor activity; olfactory receptor activity. Bases 1 to 948 code for a protein of 315 amino acids.
AUGUCCAUCACAAAUGAGAGUGCAAUAACAGAAUUCAUUCUCCUGGGGCUUACAGAUAGCCCCGAACUCCAGCCUCUCCUCUUUGUUCUGUUUCUGGGUGUGUACCUCGCCACCCUCUUAGGCAACCUGGGCCUGAUAUUAUUGAUCAGGCUGGACUCUCACCUUCACACGCCCAUGUACUUCUUCCUCACUAAUUUGGCCUUUGUAGACUUGUGCUACACCUCAAAUGCCACCCCUCAGAUGUUGAGUAAUUUCUUGUCAGAGAAGAAGACCAUCACCUUUGCUGGCUGCUUUACACAGUGUUACAUUUUCAUCGCACUUCUCCUCACUGAGUUUUACAUGCUGGCAGCAAUGGCCUAUGACCGCUAUGUGGCCAUAUGUAACCCUUUGCACUAUAGUAUGAAAAUGUCCAGGCGCGUCUGCAUCUGCUUGGCCACAUUUCCUUAUGUCUACGGCUUCUCAGAUGGGCUUUUGCAGGCCAUCCUGACCUUCCGCUUGAGCUUCUGUAGAUCCAAUGUCAUCAACCACUUCUACUGUGCUGACCCACCACUCAUUAAGCUUGCUUGCUCGGAUACUUAUGUCAAAGAGCAUGCCAUGCUCAUAUCAGCUGGCUUCAACCUCUCCAACUCCCUCAGCAUCAUCCUAGUGUCCUACGCCUUCAUUAUUGCUGCCAUCCUCCGGAUCAGAUCAGCAGAGGGAAGGCACAAGGCAUUCUCCACCUGUGGUUCCCACAUGAUGGCUGUGACCCUGUUUUAUGGGACACUCUUCUGCAUGUAUGUAAGACCACCUACAGACAAGACUGUCGAGGAAUCCAAAAUCAUAGCUGUCUUCUACACCUUUGUAAGUCCGCUGCUUAAUCCACUGAUAUACAGUCUACGGAACAAAGAUGUAAAGCAAGCCUUGAAGAAUGUCCUCACAAGGAAUUUGUUCUAUGAAUCCAUAAUUUGA